This is a messenger RNA of Pecten maximus, 7053 nucleotides long. RefSeq lists its product as uncharacterized. The coding region runs from base 1 to 5646 and encodes 1881 amino acids. Gene Ontology annotation, molecular function: protein binding; ubiquitin-protein transferase activity; zinc ion binding. The record is from RefSeq and is a predicted model, not a curated record. The transcript is spliced from 28 exons. Gene Ontology annotation, cellular component: cytoplasm. Gene Ontology annotation, biological process: protein ubiquitination. NCBI's taxonomy places the organism in Eukaryota, Metazoa, Mollusca, Bivalvia, Pectinida, Pectinidae.
AUGCAGAUCGCGAUUUCAGCCAUACUACCGCGGAUCGAGUCCCGAUUUGAAGAUGCGAUACGCAAGCCACGAUUUAUCAACAGAAUCAACUACAAGGCCAGAUCAAUUCCUCCUGUAGAACCCACUUACAUACCUGACGAUGAUCCUGCAUCUUGGCCAGAAUUACCAUCCCGUACCACAAUUCCAUCACAGAGAUCACAGACAGCAUCCGAUACUAGUCCUACUACGCCGCCACCGACCACUAAGCCUUCCUACCUUUCUGUACUGAUUUCCGUGCAACCGACAGCAAUUCCUCCUGUAGAACCCGAUACUACUACGCCAGUACCCGAUACCACUACGCCAGUACCCGAUACCACUACGCCAGUACCAGAUACUACCACGCCAGCACCCGAUACCACUACGCCAGUACCAGAUACUACCACGCCAGCACCCGAUACCACUACGCCAGUACCCGAUACCACUACGCCAGUACCAGAUACUACCACGCCAGCACCCGAUACCACUACGCCAGUACCCGAUACCACUACGCCAGUACCAGAUACUACCACGCCAGCACCCGAUACUACUACGCCAGUACCAGAUACUACCACGCCAGCACCCGAUACUACUACGCCAGUACCAGAUACUACCACGCCAGCACCCGAUACUACUACGCAAGCACCGCCGCCUACUAAACUGAGCAGACGUCAGAGAAAAAAUAGAAGAAGGAAAUCUAAGACCACUACCACACAGUCAGCAUCCGAUACCACUACGCCAGCAUCCGAUGCUACCACGCCAGUACCAGAUACUACCACGCCAGCAUCCGAUGCUACUCCUACCACACCAGAACUCGAUACGACACAGACAGCAUCCGAUACUAGACUACAGGAUUCCUUUGCAGGUAUACAGAUAGGUGGUGGAGGGGAGGGGGGAACGUUAUCUUACCGUAGUGUUGUUUAUUCUUCUGGCUUAAAGACAUUUUUGGAAAGCGACGUAAUAUUUUCUAUUCUUUCUAACCCUGAUAAGGAUAAAGAUAAAUUGUCAGAUGUUACAACAUUAAAACCCAAGGGAGGGGAGACGUUUUUGAUAACCGACAACGGAGAUGUCUGUAGAACUGAUGACUGGUCAUGUGAUGGGUAUUUUUGGGUUAAUAAGGGUGGUCAUGGAAUUCCUAAAGCAAAUCCAAAAAUGUGGAAACGUACUUAUUACAUAAGUGAAGGGAAGGGCGAUACUAAAGGUUCCAAAAACUUUCAGCGUAGAAUGUAUAUGAUGAAGAAGGGGACUGUUACUUACAGGUUUAUUCAGUACAUAGGUGAUGAGACUAUUUUUGUCCCUAGGGUCCACGGGAAUGGCACAGAUGGGAACGAUUAUAGGAGGACUUUUCCAUCUGUUUUAAAGCAGGUUAAAUCAGUUAGUUCUAGUGAUAGCAAUCCGUCAUCGGUGUUUAAGAGGAAUCAAACAGAGCAACAAGUUAAGGGUAGCUUACAGGGUAGGGCUAAUCUUAGGUCCCCUUCUCAAGUUAGGUAUCAGUUAAGGCUAGCAAGGAAUGAGAAACGUCUUAGCCAUGAUGAGUUGUACAGUACUUUAGAACUUAUGUAUCACUUAGAUGGUUAUAUUCAUGAUUUUGCUAUAGGUCCAGAUCUUAGCGGAUUAGCCAUGUCCUUAAUCCGUCCCUAUAAAGGGUCACGUGUGAUACGGGGCCCAGACUGGGCCUACGGGAAUCAGGAUGGCGGGAUUGGACACAUUGGCACUGUGGUGGAGAGCGACCCAGAGUCACAGAUGUGCAGUGUUCUGUGGGACUACGGAAUGUUGAUGGAAAAUUGUCGGGCUGGUGACAAUGGGAUUGAUCUACGUGUCAUAGACACUGAAACAUCAGAUUUUGAGUACAACUUACACACUGCUUAUUGUGAUACCUGUGUGAAGGUGGGACCUGCAGAGAUCAGAAAAAGCAUCAGUGGAUUCCGCUGGAAGUGUGUCGAAUGUAAAGAUUUUGACCUCUGUAAUUUAUGUUACAUGCUGGGAAAACAUGAUGUAAACCACCGCUUCAUGAGAUACGACAACAAACUUGCCACUGUAUUUCCAGUACCUCCUAGGAAAAGGUGCAAAAAGCUGAAAGUCUACAGCUUAAUGCCUGAUGCUCAAGUGAAAAGGUCUCGAAGAAAAGGAAUUGAUUCAGAUAUAGGAGUCAUAAAGAAAAUUACCAAGAAUGAUUCAACUAAAAACCAGGAAACUUUGGUCGAGUGGAAGUCAGGGGAGACAACUACACAUUUGUCUGGGCCUAAAUGUAAAUUUGACCUUGUGGCAGCCCAUCAUACUGUCUCCAUCUACCUUGAUCACCUCCCUCUGGCAGAUUUUAACAAGAUUCCAGAUUCAUGGAUCAAUGUAGGGGAUACCAUACAGAUCGACUUGAAUAUAGAUACAUUUAAAAGUUUACAGAAAGAAUAUGGAGGAUGGAAUGAAAGCAUGGAAAAGAUCAUGGGAGAGUUGGGCACUGUAAAAAGUGUGGAAACACAGAAGUUUCAUGUAUACUACACUGUGUCGGAACGUACAUGGUUUGUGUGCAGCAAUGCCUGUGCCAAGGUAUCUAUAGCUGAGGCAGGUGACAAGGUGAAAGUACUAGAAAACCAGGCUGUGGUAAAAGAGCGUCAGAACAGGCAUGGUGGCUGGCGAGAAAAUAUGAAGGAUAUUCUUGGUAAGACUGGUGAGGUGGAGAGAGUAGACAGCUCCGGGGAUCUAACUGUAGCCUUCACCUCUGGAAUUCACCUCCUGAACCCCUCCUGUUGUGUCAAGGUCAUGAACCCUAGCCAGCUCCCUCCCAAAACCACAGACACAGAACUAAGAAUGACAGCAGAAGUUGAAGAAAGACCAUCAGACAAGCCAAAAAUGAAAACAGAGACACAGACAGGGGAAAUGGAAGAAAAACGAGAAAAAAAUAUAUCUGAUGAUGCGAAGAAAGAGAGUGCCCUAAGAACAGUUACAGAAAAGACUAGUAUCCCUGUGGAUGAGCAACAAGACAUAGACAGUAAAGACAGAGAAAGUCUACAGGAGGAGGAAGAUGAUGAUGAGGAUGAUGAUGGUAUAGACUUCCUACAAUGGCUCACCCAAACAGAUUAUGAAGAUAUGAUGGAGCCUGGUAUACGCGUUGUUAGGGGGAAAGACUGGAAGUGGGGAGAACAGGAUGGAGGGGAGGGAAAUGUUGGCACGGUGAUUGAUGUCAGUAGCCUGGAUGAAGGAGGCUGUCCACUUCAAUGUGCUAUAAUACAGUGGGACUCUGGAUACCGGAACACCUACAGGGCUGGGUUUGAAGAUUCCUUUGACCUUAGAAUUUACGACACUGCUACAAUAGGGAUCAGGCAUCCAUCGCUCGUGUGCAGCGUUUGUGAGGAAUCUGAAAUGAUGGGAUUUAUAUGGCGGUGUGAGACCAAUCCUGACAUCAUCCUGUGUAACACAUGUUACCAUGGUGACAAACAUGAUGUGAAGCUACACUUUGUGAGAAUUAACAAGCCAGGAGAUACAGGAGUGCGUGUCAACAAGCGUGAGAUGUCCAGGAAAGUUACGGCUAAAGGAGUGUUUGAGGGGGCAAGGGUGUGUCGAGGCCCUGACUGGAUGUGGGAGGAUCAAGAUGGAAAUGGGAUGGGCAAGGUGAUUUCUAUAGUCAACUUCAGCCUGGAUACUGACCGAGAUGCUGUUGAAGUUACUUGGGAUAUAGGUCAGACUAACGUGUAUCGUCAUGGUUAUGACGGAAGGCUGGACUUAAAAUGUACCAAAACUACCCAUGGUGGUACAUACUACAGAGACCAGCUCCCUGACUUCAAGAUCAACCUGGCUACUUUGCCCCCCCAUACAGCAAGUGUUGGUGAGGCAAGCUCAGACCGGCUGAAUGCCGGCGAUUCUGUUAGGAUCGGUGUGGAUCCUGAGGUCCUAAAAGCCAUACAUGACUCGACUCAGGGAAUGUGGAAUGAUUCCAUGAUAGAUUGUAUUGGUAAGAUCGGUGAAGUAGUAGUCCAGUCAGGAGAGGAUGUGACCGUCAAGUUUGACAUUGGCAGCUGGACAUUCAAGGAGAUGGCCCUGGACAAGGUGAAGCAGCUGAAGAAAGGAGAGACUGUGAGAGUGAGGGAUAAUGAACAGGAGGUCAAGGAGCUUCAGAACGGCCAUGGCAACUGGAAUAGUCAGAUACAGAAGACACUUGGAAAAAAGGGAAAAGUCUUUUCCAUAGAUCGUGAUGGAGAUGUCACUGUGGCAUUUGGCCCCUUGAAGUUUCAGUUCAAUCCAGCCGUCCUGGACUCAGCAGAUGGAGAUCCAGAUGUACUAGCUUUGUCUGAUGAUAAACCUCCAAAGUCAAACCCUGCCACUAGUGUGAAGCCCCCAUCACCAUCUCCAGCAACCACAGAAAGGCCCUGUCACAAAACAAAGACCAAAGAGCAACUUCUAGCUGAGUUGGAGGAAGUUGUUAGGGACGGGUAUGCUGACCGUGUCAGGAACAUCCUGGAGGAAAAUAAUAAUCUGAGGGAUAUGGGAACGCCUCCGUUGAUUAUCACAGCAUGUGAGCUGGGCCACACUGAGGUUGUCAAGGAACUGAUCAAUUUUCAGUGUAAAUUAGACGUCAGAAAUGACAAGGAUACAUCUAAGAGUGAUCCACUUCUGACUGCAGUCCGGAAGAAGCACCGAGAUGUGGCAGAUGUCCUGUUGAACGCUGGAGUAAAGAAAACUGUGACCAACAGUCACGGUCAGACAGCUAUACAUAUUGCAGUCCAGGAGCGUGACAUGCAAAUGUUGACCCUUCUCCAGAAACACAAGUUAGACAUUAAUAAGAAGGACAACCUUGGUGACAGUGCCAUCACAGAUGCAAUAUCUACAGGUGACAAGCGCUUUAUUGACAUGAUAGUUGAUUGGCAGGGUAUACAACUCAACUACUUCAACAGAAUGAGCUUUUCUCCACUUCACUUUGCUGCUCGCAAGGGAGAUAACUAUGCAAUACGGAAAAUUCUUCAAAAGGACCCUAGCCUUGUAAACAUUCCAAAGAAUGAUGGCUUUACAGCGCUCCACUUGGCUGCCUGCCAAGACCAUGUUGGCAUAGUGAAGUAUCUAGUGGGCUUGCCCUCUGUGGACCGUGAGGCAAAAACCAGUAAGGGUCUGACUCCACUUCAUGUGGCUGCUGUCCAUGAAAGUGUAAAAUCAAUCAACCUGUUCCUUGGGCUUGACGAUGGCAUUGAACCUGUUUCCACCAAUCAGCCUCUUGUAGACGUGGACAGCAUGGACGAUAUGGGAAAUAACGCACUACACUUGUGUCUCAGGGGAGACAACUCUGAGAGCCAACAGUCAAUGCCUUCUGAAGAGAGUGUACAAAGGCAGAAAGAGAUUGCUCUCAAACUGAUCCAUCGUGGUGUGAAGUACAAUGCACGUAACUUGGAUGAGAAGACUCCCCUCGAGGAGUGUACAAAUGAACAUGUGAAGGAAAAGAUCCGCACAGCCCUGCAGGAAAAAGAUGUGAGACACAAAAAGCAGCCUGCAGCACCACCCUCCAAUCUGUGUAUGUCAUGUAAUGAGGACCAGGCCAGUUAUCAGUUGAUGCCAUGUCAGUGUAAAAUCUGUACUGACUGUGGAGGUCGUAAGGCCAAGAAAUGUCCUAACUGUUCCAGUGAAGUCCAGAACCGUACUCAGCUGUAGAUAUUUCCCUUACCGGGGACAUGUUGACUUACAUCUAUUCAGACUUGGACUUAUUUUUGUUAAGAACAAUUGUGAAAUAGGUAUAUUCAAAAUGACGAAAUUCAGUUGUUAUUUUUAAUCUUUUGUAAAAAUAAGUGCUGUAUACUUUGUUAUUUUCAAUGAAGUAUCAUUUGUGUUCGGUUAGUUCUACCACAGGUUCAUCAAUGUAGUAAAAAACCUCUCUUUCUGAGCAUUGGUACAUGCUUGGCGCUUAAUAGGGAAAAAAUGGCUUAAAAUAUGUGUCUAAAAACAUUUAUCACCAAAAUAUGGUUAUAGUACCUGACCAGCUAAUAGUUUAAUCCUCUUGGAACUCCCCGAAUGUGACUUGAUCCUGAUUCAUGACCUCGGAUGAGAUGAGAAAGCUUCCUUUUUGUAACAAGAGAACUAUUUUUCAAAACAACAUAACACUUUCUUUAGUCAGUGGUAAUACUGACAGAGUGUUGUAAUCCUGUCAUAUUUAAAGCUUAAUGUUAGAAAUGUUUUUGUUUUAAAAUAGAUUAUUACUUUUCACAAAUUAUGUAAUGUAACACCAACUGUGUUUAACCUCCAUGCUAUUUUGGAGUACAUCGUUUUCUGGUGUACAUAUUCCUACACCUGUCAUGUGUGAGGCUAUGUGUGAAAUAAAGUGAUAUGGUGACACAUGAUGGCAUGACAACAUUAAAAAUAUGUCAUGCCAAAUACAGGUGUCAGCUUCUUUAAACAACAGUUUUAAUUAUUUUGUGUGUAUAUAAUUAUUCUUUAUUAUGUUCACAUGAUAUCAAAUAAUAAUUGUGAUCCAGACCUACCUGUUGUGUAAUAAUAGACACAUUGUUAAUUAUUCCGUAUAAAUUUUGUUAUCAAAUUCAGUUAUAGGAAACAAAUAAUAAAGUUAAUUUUGAUGAUGAUAUUUAGUUGACAGCAAAGGUAUUCGUUGGAGAUCCUGACUUAUAAACAUAUUAAGUCUCCUGUGUAAUAACUUGGUCACCUGCAAAUUCUCUUCUGUAAAAUCAUAAUUAUUUAUAGAAGUUUCGUUUUCAUUAUUUUGUGGGACUCAACAAUCUGAUACGUCCAUGCAUUUGGAAACUACAUGUAUUGCAAUUUGAUAUGUAUCUUGAUAUAAGUGGAUGUUGUGCCAUUAUUUCCUGACAUUAAGUGGAUCUUUAUGUUAUGAUUAUGGUUCCUGACCAGCUAAGUGCAGCACAUGGAAAUGUAGUGUUUUAAAUAUACCAUCUAUUUGGACAUGAGCGUCUUGUUUCAACAUCAUUAUCAGUAAUAUUGAGACUUUAAGAUUGUAAUCUUUAAAAUUUUUGAAUGAUUAUAUUGAUUUAUCAUAGUUAUGAGACAUACAUGUAUCUAAUGAAUAAGUGAAUAUACAUCUUUUAUAAUAUU